CUGCAUGGGCCUUUACUGCUAGCCAUCUAGAGCUUUUUCGACAUGGAGACUAUCAAUGGACGAACGCAAUCAAUAUAAAGCCGACCAGUCCUGCACGCGUGGUUUGAUUUCAGUCACCUGCAUGGGCACUGUAUGUGGACGAAGAAUGACGCAAGGUGUAUUGCAUACACAGCAUCCGUAUCGAUUUCUGCAUGUUUCUCGAGGAUUCAAGUUCAGAACACCAUGUUCCUGCCAAUCUUCCGGUAUUCCCUGCCAGUUCCCGCCAUCGUGCCGCAAAGCUUAUCUAGCUCCGCUUAGCCCCGCCGACGUCACCCUGUUGGGAUGCGACCACAUCCAUGAUCCAUCCCUUCGUCACUCCGGAGUCAUCAUCACCAUCGUUAAUCAGAGGAUAUAUUAAGCAUUCUGUCCAAUCUUCCGCCAUGGUUCUUUCUUUUCUCGACAGCAUUGUUCACUACCAAGAUCCCAAUUCGCCGCAACUCUCCAGCCUUGCC
This is a messenger RNA of Paraphaeosphaeria sporulosa, 491 nucleotides long. RefSeq lists its product as uncharacterized. The transcript has a single exon. Bases 56 to 397 code for a protein of 113 amino acids. Lineage: Eukaryota; Fungi; Ascomycota; Dothideomycetes; Pleosporales; Didymosphaeriaceae. The record is from RefSeq and is a predicted model, not a curated record.